UGGCAAUGCGUUGUGGCUAGACGGAGAGAACACUGUCGCAAUCUUAGGCUAUCUCUAGUAAGCCAUGUUUAAUGCUUGGCUCGUGCCUUUUGCUCAAGCUCCUUCUAACAUACAGGUGCAAGUCCGGGGAUCAACAAUGACUAUAUUAAGAUGAUCAGGAAGAAUCGCGAAUGCUUUAAUCUUCAAAGUUCCAUAGACUGUUUAGCAUACUUUUGAAUAAUGACGCAACGGGUCACCUUUGAACCAUGCAUGGUGCAGAUGGCAGUCUCUCAGAUCACUCCCACCUUGUAUCUCAGUGGCAUAGAUGCUGCAUUGAACCGCGCAGCAAUCACCAGCCGGCACAUCACUCUCAUUGUGAAUGCCACGGUGGAACACAUAAGCCCUGAUUACACUGGUGUAGAGUGCAUACGUGUACCCGUCCUCGACCAACCCCACGCUUCAUUGUCAGAGCACUUUGACCCAGUGGCGGAACGCAUCCAUGACAACAAGACUGGCAAAACUCUGGUGCACUGCACUGCUGGCAGGAGUCGAUCAGCUUCUCUUGUCAUGGCGUACCUGAUGAAGUUCAAAGGGGCCACGCUUCUCCAAGCUCACCACUGGGUUCUGGAGGCCAGGCCAUUCAUUCGACCCAACGCUGGGUUCUGGCGACAGCUCCUGGAGUACGAGCGGAGACUUCAUGGGAAGAACUCUGUCAGGAUGGUUGCCACGUCCCUUGGGGUUUUACCAGAGGCUAUAGAUGUGAAUAAGGGGUCAGAGUAUUGUCUGAAUGUGUGACUGAACUUGGACUAAACCUUUUCUAGAAUAAUUAAACCACACUGUCAAUA
This is a messenger RNA of Alosa sapidissima (American shad), 824 nucleotides long. Its product is annotated as dual specificity protein phosphatase 18. The record is from RefSeq and is a predicted model, not a curated record. Lineage: Eukaryota; Metazoa; Chordata; Actinopteri; Clupeiformes; Clupeidae. The transcript is spliced from 4 exons. Gene Ontology annotation, molecular function: MAP kinase tyrosine/serine/threonine phosphatase activity. Gene Ontology annotation, cellular component: cytoplasm. Bases 220 to 774 code for a protein of 184 amino acids. Gene Ontology annotation, biological process: protein dephosphorylation.